Messenger RNA from Vitis vinifera (wine grape), 1704 nucleotides. Its product is annotated as F-box protein SKIP23-like. The record is from RefSeq and is a predicted model, not a curated record. Gene Ontology annotation, molecular function: protein binding. Bases 134 to 1339 code for a protein of 401 amino acids. The transcript has a single exon. Lineage: Eukaryota; Viridiplantae; Streptophyta; Magnoliopsida; Vitales; Vitaceae.
GUUUGCCUGCCUCUAACUGUCCCGCUAAAUCUGCCGAAACGUGUCCAUCCACCCCACGCCACCAUGCAGGCGGCCUCUUUCUUCUGAUUGCCGGUCACCUCUCCGUUCUAAGGUUUGCAAAGCAAGGCAGAAAAUGGAGAGCGAUACAGGGCAGUGGUCCCAUCUCCCGAAGGAUCUGCUAGCGAAGAUCGCCGGACGCCUCGACACCCGCAUCGAUUUUCUCCGUUUCCGCGGCGUCUGCUCUUCAUGGAUGUCGUCCGUUUCCCCUACCUUUCCCAGCAAAAACCCUCUCUUGUCUCUGAAAAUCCCGUACCCCAUUGACUCCAUUGCAAACCUCAACAUCAGUGACCCCGACACCCCCAACCCUCGCGUCUCCUUUUCCCUCAUCGAGUCCACUCUCUAUUAUCUUCAACCACUCCGCCAAACCCCAGAUUCCAAAGAGGCCCUGUUGGUUAAGUUGGAGGAGCCUAAACCAGAGAAAGUCCGUCUUAUGGACACCUUCUCCAGACGCGCCAUCCAGCAUCUGCCCAAAAAUUUCCCCAAGGUUCUCAAUACCCUUGACUUUCGAGUCCGUGAAGUUGGUAAAACUUAUGGUCUUCGUUUCUUUGAUGUUCGGGGUAAGCCUAUUACUAGGUUUGAGUUCAAAUCUAUUUUGAUUAAGAAAGUAAUUAUGUUCUCGAAGGGUGAUGAGUAUGGUUUGAUGAUGAUUCGUUUUAGAGGGGGGCUGGCUCUAUGGAGAUUGGGGGAGAAGAAAUGGAGUUUGAUAGAUGAUGGAGCAGAGAAAUCUCAUUUUGACGAUGUUAUAUACUAUAAGGGGAGAUUCUAUGCUAUUGAUUAUAUAGGAAGAAUCGUGGUGAUUGAUGUUGACUCUCUGAAAGCCACAGAGCUUGCGUCUCCGGUGCAUGGUAGCAGGGGUAAUCACAGGCAUUUUGUGGAGUCAUUUGGGGAACUGUUUUUGGUUGAUAAGUACGUAGUAACCUUUUGUAAUAAUUAUAGCGACAUAGUUUCUGUUGUCCCGGAUUAUCCUGUUCAUUUUGAGGUCUUUAAGUUCAUUGAGGAGGAGCAGAAGUGGGAUUGGGUAAGCGACAUUGGCGACCGAGUGUUGUUUGUGGAUGAUGACCGCACCUUUUCUCUCUCGUCUACCGACUUCCCUGGAUUCAAGGGGAACUGCGUUUAUUUCACCGAAUACUGUUUCUGUGAAGAAGACUAUGAUCGUCCCGGGUUCGAAGCUGGCAUAUUCGAUUUAGAGCAGCGCAUUGCUAGGCCACUAUCGGCUUUCCCAGGGUAUUCUAAGAUCUUUUGGCCACCCCCAGUUUGGCUCAGGCCACAAAGAAGCUAAAUGCAAGUAUGGACUAUUCUAGUUUUAAAAUCUCACUGGUUUUCUCCAUUUCUAACAGGAUUCUUGUUGUUGAUUUUCCAUUGGCACUGAGAACAGCCUGAACAGGGUGACUUGUAGACCUUUUAUUUGGUCAUAUAUCUAGUAGAUGGUGCUUCUGAAUUUCUGGAGUUUUUGGAUAUUAUAAUGGUUUCUUUGGUUCAACUUUUAAGCAUAUGUAUCUUGGGUGAAUGGAUUGUGCUUCUGAAUCUUUAAGGCAUGGGAUAUUAUGCUUGGUUUCUUAGUAUUAGACUGUAAUUUCCUAUCAUUUUUAACUCUCUAGAGUUGCAGACACAAGGUCUAAAGAAUGAACAUGGAGAAGUAGAUGA